This is a messenger RNA of Acanthopagrus latus (yellowfin seabream), 10633 nucleotides long. RefSeq names its product Rho guanine nucleotide exchange factor (GEF) 11 (gene arhgef11). The transcript has 42 exons. Gene Ontology annotation, biological process: G protein-coupled receptor signaling pathway; intracellular signal transduction. Bases 1779 to 6125 code for a protein of 1448 amino acids. NCBI's taxonomy places the organism in Eukaryota, Metazoa, Chordata, Actinopteri, Spariformes, Sparidae. Gene Ontology annotation, molecular function: guanyl-nucleotide exchange factor activity; G protein-coupled receptor binding. The record is from RefSeq and is a predicted model, not a curated record. Gene Ontology annotation, cellular component: cytoplasm.
ACGUCAGAGCGCCUGCAGUACCGCGGUCCACCUGGACGAGGGCGCUGUUGUUCCAUGUUUGCGGGAGUGAUCGCUGAGAACAUGGCUGUGGAUCAACAACCAGUCAAGACAGCAGGACAACAAACCAGCAGUAGAUCACAAUGUUAAGACCUGGGAGUUUGUAAAGAGGCAACAAAUACAUGCAACAGUCGUGAUUAACCUCAGAGUCUUCUGGCGGAUCAAGAGACCGAGAGAAGCAAAUCCGGAUUGUACCACUGUGACUGCGAGGUGGAGCUUUGCUGGAAUCGACUUGCCUUUUCCAGCUAGCUGGCUAAUAUGCAGCGUUAGUGUUUCAAAUUGCACGAAAACGGGACAUAUCGAGUUGGAAUAUUCGCAUGGACUGCCACUAUCUCGGACACUUAAACACCCAGCUAUCCGCAUGCGGUCGAAGUCAUGGUUGCCCCUCCGUCUUGCAGACAUAGCAGGUUAGCUAGCCCCCGCUAAAGGACCCGCUCCAUUGGCGCAGCUGGGGCCGGGCUCGCGGCGCUUUCGACCGGCCCGAGGACCAACGCGAUGCCGCGGAUCGUAAGCGGCCUUUCCGUAGGGCUAACUGCAGGAAGCUAACGCUAGCUGGAUAAAGCAGGCCGCUUCAGGUGGUCGUCCACAUCCCGCAGUCCACUCCUUACACAAGUCACAGCUCGAAGUAGGGGGAGAAACUUUCACUCUGCACGGCGCUUUCAUUUUCAGAAGCCCAGCGGCAGCGUUAGCCAACGCCGGCUAAUCUGCUAAUUAGCUAGCUAGUUCGUUAGCCAGAUAUGCAAAGCCGGCGUAGCCUCUGGGCUGUUAGUUGUUUACAGUGUGCUAGCAUAGACAUAUCUUCCAGUUGCAGUCAGUUUGAAAACGUGUUAGACUGCUGUGCUAUUUAGCUUUAUCCCCCCAUAUAAACCUGAGGUACGUCAGAUAGAAUUAGCUAGCCAAAUAACACACCAGUUGAGAUAAUAUCGCUAACACAAUCACACGGGGCAUUCAUGCUUUAUCUUUUUAACAUAACCUAUGCAACGAGCGACACCGUGGCGAGUCUUUAGGCUUGGAUGGGAUUACUAAAGUUGGCACAGCAGCCGAGAGACACACAUGUAAACAAGUCUGCCUUCUUGUAAGCUCGUCGUAAGCCGGUUUUUAUUGCAAGGGUGCCACCAGGUAUCACCCGCAAACAGUGCUGUUCUGCCACCUGGACGUCAGGUGUGCUUGGUGAAAUCAACACGUUAUCUUCCAGGAAUUAGCUUUACAAAGACACUGAGGGGGCUCGGGAGUUGUUGACCUCCUGCAGCAGAGCGAGACAUAUCAGCCAUUCAUUCAUGAUUGAUGACCUUUGAGGAAGCAGACUGUCCCCCUUUUUUUGUAUUCAUCUGCCACUACAGCUGAACCCAUAUCAAGCCACUAACAGCCUUUUUUUUUUUUUUUUUAAUAAUCGUAGCUUUUUAUUUUUGAACCACUACUGCAACGCAUUGGAAAAAGGAGACUGAGGACUUAAGGUUUUGUUUUUUUUUAAAAAGCGCAGCUGCUACCUGACUGGAACCACUGGGAGGGGGGUUUUGGAUGGGAUCAUGAGGAGCAGCACUCUGUCUGAUCUGAUCCAGCUUCCAAGCAACUCGAAGAUCUGAUCAAAAAGCACAACACAAGAGCCCCGCAUUGUGUGGCCGUGAAGGCUUGACAAGGAAAGAGAUGAUGGAGAUGAUGAUGAUGAUGAUGACGAUAAAAGAGACCCAGUGACAUUGUUGACCCCGCACCAGGAAGCAGACAUGAGUCUCCGCCAACCCACCUCCACGCUGGACAGCAGGGCAGCCAAUAAGAAAAACGCCCACCUGUUCAGGCUCAGCAGUCUGACCAUCGGGGACUCGGAGCGCAAAUCCUCUGCCACCCAGCAGAGGGAGCCCACGGCUGACAUCCACGCUGAGAGCACCGGUCCUGGUCUGGUCCAGAGAUGCGUGGUCGUGCAGAAGGACCAGCUCGGUUUCGGCUUCACAGUUUGUGGAGAGAGAGUCAAGCUAGUGCAGAACGUCCGACCAGGUGGUGCAGCAGUGAAGGCCGGAGUCCAAGAAGGGGACCGAAUCAUAAAGGUGAACGGCUCGCUGGUGUCCUCCAUGUCCCAUCAGGAGGUGGUAAAGCUCAUCAAAUCUGGAACGUACGUAGCCCUGACACUACAAGGACCGCCACCCUCAACCGCUGCCUUGCCCUUAGAGCCCCUCCCCACCGACAUCUCGCCCAAUCAAAGAACGUCUCUGGGUGGGGAGGCUCCACCGCCACCGCCUCCACCCUUGCCCUCUGGACUGAGCAGCACCCCUUCCCAAAGAAUCACUGGACCCAAACCACUGCAGGACCCAGAAGUACAGAAACAUGCCACUCAGAUACUCAGGAAAAUGCUGGAGCAGGAAGAAGCUGAGCUGCAGGACUUGAUGGAGGAGCAGUUGAAGAACCCGUCACCGUCACUGGAGGAGCGGAUUGAAAGUGCCAAGAGGAGAGCUCACCAAGUCAGGGUCAAGAUUCAGCAGGAUCUGGAGGGAACGCGAUCAGAGUCUGUCACAAGCUACGUCAUAGCAGGAGAAGGUCGACUGUCGAUGGACUCAAGCGAAGGCGACAUGGAGGCCUUUGAGAGUCCCCACUCCUCCCCCUCAUCCUCCUUCAGGACCCCCCAACACCGACGGCAGAACUCCGACACACACACCCUGUCUGACUUGGGCGGAAAGGCCCAGAUCAUCGGCCCCGAGGAAGAGGAUGAAGAGAAUGACGGCUACGCGUUCAACGAGAUGGACGGUCCGUUCCAGGACAUCGAGUUGUUGAAGUCACGGCCGGCACACAUGGCCGUGUUCAUGAGAUACGUCUUCACCCAGCUUCUAGACCCAAACCCGCUGCUGUUUUACCUGACGGUGGAGGCCUACCUGGGCUCGAAUCCAAAAGAUGCCCGAGCACUUGCACCUCAGAUCUGCUCCCAUUUCCUGGACCCAGAUGCUCCUCUGAAAAUCAAAGUACGAGAGGAGUAUCUCACUGAUAUAGAAAAUCGACUUCAUGCUCAGGAGGACAUCAGAGGACCUCUGUCAGAGCUGCAGCAGCAGGUGCUGCCGGACAUCCAGGACCAGAUCCAGGACUACAGGAACAAGCAGAUGAUGGGUCUCGGCUCUCUGUUUGGAGAAGGAGACCUGCAGCAGUUGGAUGGAGACCCGGUGAAGGAGAGACAGGUGGUGGACAGACAGGUCACCGCCCUCUGGGAAAUACUAUCAAAGCACGAAGAGGACAGAAGUUCUCCUCUGGCGUCCGCCGUGCUCCUCUACCUGCGUCACUCCGGCAUCAAGCUGAGAGACUCCAAGGUGUUCCCCGGUCUGAGCACCGAGAAGGAGAAGUGGCUGGCUUUCUUAAAGACGAAAAAGCUGAGUGGAAUGAAGAAAGAGAAAGAUGGAGAGGAUAAAAAGAGAAAUCCCAUCCUGAAGUACAUCGGCAAACCCCGGAACACAUCCCAGUCCACAUUCCAUGUCCCGUUGUCACCCACCGAAGUCCGUCCCGGCAAUGUGAAGAACAUCAUUCAGCAGUUUGAGAAUAACGCCGACGUGGGAGAGGAGGGAGGAGACGGUGCCGACGCCCAGAGGCUCUCCUCCAGCAGCCUGGGAGAAGACAGCAUGGACAGCCCAACGGUCUCAGUGCGUCUGGCACGUAGCGAGUCGUUGAAGGCUCAGGGAGAAGGCCGUCGGCGGGGUGUCGUCUCGGGGACGGAGUCGGUCCCACGCUCUCGUAGCGACGUGGACAUGGAGGACUGCGGGGAGGAGAGGGAGGGGCCGGGCCUCAGGCCGCUGCAGCACAGCGCCUCGUCGUCCGCCUCCAGCAGCUCUGCACGGUCUCUAGAGAACCCUACACCCCCAUACACCCCUCGGUCUAGACGCAGGAGUGUCGACUCACCAUUGGCACUGCUGCCGGACGCCGCGGCGCUGGAGGAGGACGUGGGCGACGGUCAGAACUGGCAGGACACAGUUCCUCCUCAGCUGCUCGCCACACUCAGUCCGAGGGAGGUGGACAGACAGGCCGUCAUAUACGAGCUGUUCACCACCGAGGCGUCUCACCUGCGGACCUUGAGAGUCCUGGACCAGGUCUUUUUCCAGAAGAUGCGGUCGGUGCUGAACUCUGAUGAGCUGGCCUGCAUCUUCCCAAACCUGCCCGAGGUCUACGAACUCCACGCGAGUCUGUGCGAGGCGAUGAAGAAGCGGCGAGAAACUCCCAUCGUUCAGGACAUUGGGGAUGUCAUGCUGGCCAGGUUUGAAGGUGCAGCCGGAGACGAGUUUCAGGAACAGGCGUCCCAGCUGUGCCGCCAGCAGUCUCAGGCCCUGGAGCUCAUCAAGAACAAGCAACGGAAAGACCCUCGCUUCGCUCACAUCAUCCAGGAGUGUGAAGCUAGUCCUCACUGUCGGAGGCUGCAGCUCAAAGACCUGCUGGUGUCCGAGAUGCAGAGACUCACCAAGUACCCGCUGCUGCUGGACAACAUCAUCAAACACACAGAGGCCGGUACGUCAGACCUCCCCUCGCUCCAGCGCGCCCAGGCGUGCUGCCGAGGGAUACUGCAGGCCGUCAACGAAGUCGUCAGGGAAACAGAACACCGGCAACGCCUCAGCCAAUACCAACGCAGGCUGGACGCUGCCCCUCAAUUCAAGAAUCUGGACUUGUCCACUAAGAGAAUGAUUCAUGAAGGUCCUCUCACGUGGAAAGUCAACAAAGACAAGCAGAUAGAGAUUCAAGCACUGCUGCUGUCGGACUGCCUGGUCCUUCUGCAGAGGGGCCCAGAUGACCGGCUGCAGCUCAGAUAUCCAUCCCGCUGGCUGGGUGGAGGCGGCGGAGGAGGCGGGGACAGCAAGACCUCCUUCAGCCCUCUGGUGAAGCUGGACUCACUGCUUGUCCGCUCAGUAGCUACAGACAACAAAGCCCUCUACAUCAUCAGCACCACUGAGAGGCAGAUCUACGAGCUGGUGGCCGGGUCGUCAUCCGAGAAAAACACCUGGAAAGAUUUACUUGAAAAGACCAUCUCGUCGGCGGGCGGAUCGUCACCCCUGAUCAAUCAUGGAUCCAUGCCUAUAUCGUCACCCAGUCUACGCAGUGCAUCUCCAGUGUCAACUGGCAGUAAUACGUAUGCAGAUAACUCGUUGACAGAGCAGUCGGACUCGAUGGAGACUCAUUCCUCCAACGACGACAUUGUGCUCUCAGCCAUCUCUCCUUCGGACCAAUCGGAAAGAAACGCAGCAGGGGGCGUGGCAGAGGCCGCGUUACAAGACGUUGAAACGCUGAGGCAGCUCAUAUUGAGGGAUUUGGAAGAGGACGGUUGGAGCCACGAUUCAGACGACACGCCCACUAACGAGACGGCCAAUGAGAGGAGCUCGUUCACCGAAAGACAACAGCAUGAGUCUCUGGAGACGGGCCCCAACUUCAGCGCCGACGAAUGGGAGGCAGAGCCUGAGGAGGUCCUGCCGCCUGAAGAUGAGCGGCCCAGCGUCCAGGUCGUGAGGAAAGCUGUGGUUGCGGGUCCUUCUUCUUCUUCCUCUGUCCCUGACGACAUCACUGAUGAUGUCACCCUACCCUCCGACCAAUCAUCCAAGCCGAGAGGCGAGGCUACUGAUCAGGGGAACACUUUCUACCUAGUAAUGCCAACAGAGCAGGGAGAGAGCUUCACAGACGACCCCAACGACCCGCCCACCCCCACCGCCAGCCACUUCCCUCAGCCUCUGGAGGAAGUUAUGUCAGCGCAGACAAAGCCAGACGAGGAUGCGCUAGCCUGCGGUCCUGAGCCCGACCAAUCAGAGGCUAUGCAACUGGAAGAAGAAGAAGAAGAAACAGGCCAACCGCAGGCUGCAAACCAGAGCCAUGUGAUCAAAAAUGUGGAUGAGAUUUUCCACACAAUCGAGGGGUUGAUGAGCAAGUUGCGGAAGCUGAAGGAGAUAGAGAAGGCCCAUCACAAGCUUUUGAAAACCCUCAGAGAGCCGUCUGUCAAUCAGGAGUCAGAAGACCAACAGUGUCCCUCAGCAACCGUUUCCAGAACGCCAUCUCUGGAUCGCGGCUCAGGAGACGGCAAAGAGGGCAGUCCAGCAGAGCCCAAGAUUCAGUCGACAGGAUUCUGAGUGGAUUUACCUGCAAGUCACUCGAUCUUGAUUCAGACGCACUCACAUGAACCCACUGUCAGACUUGGGCACUGCAGCCCAGCCUCCCCUCAUCCCUGCAUGCACAGGCCAGAGGAACAGAGCCUGGGAAGGACCAUGGACGUUUUUUGUUUUUAUUUUUGUUUCUUUUUUUAAUAAUAUUGUGCCGGAUGGACUCAACAGGAUUUCUGAGAUCAGCACAAGCUCUGACUUGUACCGGAGCGCAAGGGAGUCAAGGACGGAGCGAGGGAGGAACGUAUGAAGGAACAAAAAGGCAGAAGGAGACUGGUUGUCUGGCGACGAGAAAGGAAAAGUUGGAAGAGCUGAAAGUGUAAAACGUAGGAUUUUUGUGAAGGAAAAUGAGUUGUAUGUCUUUGCUUGAAAGAGCUGGUUGAAGGAACAGAGCAGAAAAGUGUUGAAAUGUUAAUUUAAGGAGAAAAAAGAAAACCCGAGGGACCCAUCACCCCUGCACUUUACCCACAAUGCAUCCCUCUGUCACGUACGUCCUCUGCGGUGGACGGAUCAGGGACUGGAGAUGCCACUGGCCUCCGGGGGUACCCUCCCCCCUACGUAUGUUGCUUUACACUGAGUUCACCUGCCACCACGGCCGAAGGACUGUGUCUAUAUAAUUCAGGUUAUUUGCACUGGGUAAGGAAACCAACAUCACACACACACACAGACACACACAUCAUUUAACCGUUUCAUAUCAGAGACACUACAGUUAUUGUCAUGUCGCAGCAACACUUGACAUACUCACAUUCAUCCUUAAGCCUUCUGUUAAGCUACACGACGGCUGCUUGGAAGCAUCGGUGCAACAUUUUGAUCACUGCGUGGUUCAUUGUUCAUUUUUAAGUUCUGGAAAUGCCACUUGCGCUGUUUACUACUGAAAUGCUGGCAGGUUUUUAAUUUUUUCGGCGCUGCUUCAGAGGCGUACAGGGAUCUCAGCGAUUUCAAAGCUCAGUGGAUUCACACAGCAGUUCUGACCAUGUGAAGUUGUUUAGGUUGACAUUUGGGAGACUCUUAGGGUGGGAGUGGUUGACAAGGAGCGAGUGGAAACAGAACAAAUACAGAUUCAAACUAAAACUUGAAUUUUCACCGAAGACUUGUGUGUCAGUCGAGCCGCUGCCAAAUAUCACCGCUAACGUUGCCUGUCUACACUUAAAGGUUUGACGGUGCAUCCUUUAGCCCCUCUCUCCGGUGUGUCACGCAUGUAAAUACCACGGUAAAUACUGUGAACCAGCGAUGUAUCCCUUCUCCCAUCACAGCGAUCACACCGUGCAAAGUCUUUAUAUCCAUGUAGCCCGCAUCCAAAGCCGUUAAAAGAACUGUGCUCUUUAUCAAGUGGCUUUCCAGAGAGACACACAAACCCCUUCCUUGCACACAACAACUUAUAUUUACUGGGGAAAGCUUUGUAAAAUGUAAUUUUCCAAACUCUAGUUUACGCACAUGGUCCAAGUCAAAAAUAAUAACUGCUAUAUGCAACUGGUCUGUGAUUGCAGCAACAGUUGGAAGAAGGAAUGGUUUGACUUCUGGGAAAAUGUGCUUAUUUGCAGAGAUCGAUACUACUUUCAUGUCUGUACUGUAAAUGCAAAGCUUCCCCAGCAGCUACUUAGUUUAGCUUAGCAUGAAGACUGGGAGCAGUGAGAAUCAGUUAGCCUGGCUCUGUCUUACACCAUUUGUACACCAUAAUUACUGUGCAUAUGCAGGGUUUUUUAAGUGCAAGUAAAAUAGGAGAUUUGCACAAGCACGGUACUGAUUGGGCAGCCAGCAGGGAUAUAAUACUAGCAUGAAGACCAGAGUCAUUGUUACCAUUUUAAUAUCUUUUUCUUAAGUUCGAGGUUGAAGUUAUUACCUCUUGUAUGCAGAUGAUACCUUACUUUAUAUCACCAAUUUUUGUAACUCUCUUACUGAAGUUGUUUAAAGCACUAAGUAGUUCUGAGGACGAUGUUUCUUUAAUCAAAAGUGGAACAUCAUCAUUGACAUAAAUUAUUUCAUGCAUAAACAAACUACGUAAACAAACUAUUGGUUUUCAUGACUGAAAUUAACAAACUUCCCUUAAAGAACAACAUAGUUUUGUACUGUUUUACUUUGUCUAUAUUUGGCAAAAAACUUUUGGGGACCUUAUUUUCCACUGAAAACAGCUUGUAAAAAGUUUGUGUAAAUACCCUAGUGAUAUUGUAAAUAUUAAAAUUCUGAGUUUUAAGUUCUUCUUCUCCACAACUUUAUAGUGCUCAUUUAACACUGUGUGUAAACAGUGUCUGUAACUACAGUGCAUGUCGUAGCAUAAUGCCACAAAACGAGCAGUGUAAAAGGGAUCUAAAGAUUAAAUGAUAAACCUACAGUGCAUAUAUAUUCACCAGUUAAGACAUUAUAUCUUGUUAGUUCCACAAAAACCACAAUGUGUCAGUAUUGUUUGUGUUAAACAAGAUAUAUUGUGUUAAUUAGCUGCAGAAGGUCGAUACCUAUAGACAGAGCCAAGCUAGCUGUUUUCCCAUUUCAAGUCUCGAUGUGAAGCUAACCAGCGGCUCGCUCCAGCUCCGUACUAAACAUGACAGCGGUACCGAUCUACUCAUCUAACACUGUAAGAACGCACAGAAGUUUGUUUUCUGAAAUGUGGAACUAUUUCUUUAACUAUUUUUGGAUCAUAUGUAGAAGUAAUUAAAUAUUUUGUACGCCUUGGUUGAGGCACGUGUAACCAGCAAAGACUGACACUAAAGCCCAGUGCUUGUCUUAUUUUUCUCAAGCUCCAUCUGUCCUGAAGUAAUUCUAACACAGUUGACCAAAAAUGUCAACUGUAACGAGGAAAGAGCUUCUCCUUGCACCAGUUAGAUUGUUAUUUUUUUUUCUCUUCUGUUCUCAUAUCAAGCUGGGCAGAGCCACACUGGACUGAAUUUUAUUUGAGCUGGUUUCAAAUACUAACGAGGAGCGCUUUAGUGAGCUACCCAGCCUCUUUACCAGCUUCAAAAACUGACCACACACUACCACAUAGAACCAAACCAAGAGCCAAGUAUUUACAAUCUACCAGCCACUGAUUCUGCUAUGAAAAUGAUAUUUCACUGCCUGGUGGAAGCUUUUCACUCUUUAGCCAAAACACACGGGAGGUGUCCUCGAUGAGAGGCGCAACCAAAAAAUCAAAAUGAGAGCUAGUUUUUGCAGCUGUAUGAACUUGAGUAAUUUGUGCUAAAAUGUGAAAAUAUUCUACCAAAGUGCAAUAUCUCUUCAGUAUGGGUGCCCUGAGAGGCCAAGAGGCUGGAAAAAGAGGAAAAAGCAACAUUUUGAUGAUCCAUUUUCUAAGUCUGAUCUACCUUGUUUUCUCUCUGUUUAUGACUCGAGAGCAGGUGUAGAAAAAAAUAAAAGUAAUUUUUCUGCUUUUCAAUUUAUCAAUUUCCAUCUGUGAAAAUUGGUGGGAAAAAGUUUAUGCAUUUUUAAAGUGUGUGCUUUCUUUCAGCUCUGAUCCGGAACUAGAUAAACAAAUGUCAGUGUCAUUUGUGCCAAAAGAGACUGAAGCGCACACAGUUAUUAUAGAUAGCACCGCUUUUCUCGACAAGACCCACCCUACUCUGCCGCUGAUUGGUUGCCUUUGCUGUGGCGUGAAAAUAGUGAGGGUGAGAAUAUCGGUGCAAGCCAAUCAGAGGCAGAGUUGAGGGAUCGGUGAAAACGUAGUGGGCACACUUCCUCCUCUUGUAAAGACAAUAUGACAACAACAAACACAAUGCAAAAAAAGGAAGAAAAAAAUUAUCCUGAUAAACAAAAAACAUUCAACUUAAAUCACACCAAAAGGAGGAAGAAAAAUCUUUGAUCAGACUUUGGAAAUGAAUCUUGUGCAUUUUUUUUUCUCGCUCAUUUGCCUCUCAGAGUCUCUCGUUCCUCAGAGGAGUUGAAGGGAACAAAGCUGAUUAUUAAGCAUCUCAGACUAGCUCAUGUUUUGUCUAUGAAAAGAGAUUCCUUUGUUUGAACGCUGAACAUCUUCGCAUGUGUUCUGUGAUCUGGCAGCUGGUCUGAGCUGGUUGAAUCAGAAUCUCUUCCUCUCCUCAAAAACAAAAAUCUCUUUUCCUCUUCUUUCCUCUAACUCCAGCAUUUUUCAUCUCCAAUUUCUACCUCUACACUUCAAUUUCUUUAUAUCUUCCAUGAUUACUUUUUUUUUCCAUACUAUCUUGUACAUUGACAUCAGCGUUGUGGCCCUAACCGGCUAUAGAAAAAAAAAGCUGUAACUGAUUCCUUUAAAAAAAAAAAACAAAUGUUGCACAAACUUCCCUGCACGGUGCAAACUACUGUAUGCAUACACACGUCGUUAACUAUCAUCUCAUUGUCUUUUUAUUUUGUGUCUUUUUUUUAAAAAAAGAAAAAAAAGAAAUCUUGUUCACUCAUGUAAUAUAGAGAUCAGACCCACUUGUUUUAUAUAUGUUAAUUUUUUUUCUGUAAAGCCUUAGUCCUCGUAUUUGAUUUUAUUUUUGUAGAUAUGAUUAAAAAAAAAAAGGAUGUAUAAAUUA